AUGGCCAGCAGAAAGUAUGCUGAUGUCUCCUGGUUUGAUAUAUGUCAAAUCUUCCUCAUUUGCUUGGGCAUUCCGUUCGUCAUGGCCUGGAAUCUCAUUAAGUUCCUGUUCAUAGGUCCACCCGUCAAAGGCAUGCGGUUCGGUGUAGCCAUUGCGGCCGUCAGAUUCCUAUGUUCACGUUCAUCGAUCCCUCAACUUCAAUAUGUGAAUGGUACCACCCUCCCGGUGUACAAGGCAUGGGCGAAGAAGAACAAACUUCCAGUUGUGGUCGAGGAGCUUGUAGCAGAUGCCAGGCUCCUGUGGAUUGGACCAAAGCAGACAAAGCGGGUCAUCCUGUACUUUCACGGUGGCGCGUAUCUCGCCCCGCUUAUGGAAUUUUCUGUAAGCUUCUGGAGAUAUGUCCAAUUAGAGCUACAGAAACGAGAUUGUGAAGUCGGCGUGGCUAUUUUCAGCUACUCGCUCUUCCCAGAGGCCCCCUUCCCCUCCCAGCUGCGUCAAGCAACCAUCGCAGUAGAUCAUCUCCUUGCUCAGGGAGUUCACCCCACCAACCUCCAAAUUGUUGGCGAUUCAGCGGGGGGAAACCUCGUCCUCGAACUCAUUUCCCACCUUCUUCAUCCACUCGACCCUUCAAUCAAGAUCCAAACACCAUUCAAAUCUCGCAUCAACGGUGUCUAUCUUAUGUCACCUUGGGUCCACAUCCAGACGAAUGAAGCAGCCUAUUUGACCAACCGCAAUUCGGAUCUAUUCGACGUCCCCUGUAUCAUAAAAUGGAGCCGAGCCAUCAAGGAUGAUGUCCCAGUUGAUAACUUGAACCUGCCAUACAUUGAACCUUCCUCUGCGCCGAUAUCGUGGUUCGACGAUAUUCAUACUGUUGUGGACCGGAUACUAGUCACUGCCGGAGAGGCGGAGAUAUUCAAAGACGAUAUCACCAAUUUUUCGAAGGUUCUGGCGAGAGGAAAGGCAAAUUUCAAGUUUGUUGUCCAGGAGCAUGGGAUUCACGAUGAUCCAUUUUUCGACUUCUUGUCUAGUGCUACACCUCCCCCGGAGAAACUAGGCACUCUCACUCCUCUCAUUAUUGAUUGGCUGGAAAGUGGGUUUAAUCUUGUUGACUCCGAUAUUUAG
This is a messenger RNA of Laccaria bicolor S238N-H82, 1122 nucleotides long. RefSeq lists its product as uncharacterized. The transcript is spliced from 4 exons. The record is from RefSeq and is a predicted model, not a curated record. Gene Ontology annotation, molecular function: hydrolase activity. Bases 1 to 1122 code for a protein of 373 amino acids. Lineage: Eukaryota; Fungi; Basidiomycota; Agaricomycetes; Agaricales; Hydnangiaceae.